Pocillopora damicornis (cauliflower coral) is the source of this 3786-nucleotide messenger RNA. RefSeq names its product E3 ubiquitin-protein ligase TRIM9. The record is from RefSeq and is a predicted model, not a curated record. Lineage: Eukaryota; Metazoa; Cnidaria; Anthozoa; Scleractinia; Pocilloporidae. Gene Ontology annotation, molecular function: protein binding; zinc ion binding.
AUGGAGAUUGAGUUGACGUGUCCUGUUUGCUUGGAUCUUUUUCAAAGACCGAUUGUUCUUCCAUGCUCUCAUAAUCUCUGUACACCAUGCGCGCGGAAAAUCUUGGAACCGAAUGGUGCACCGAAGGCAUGGGCAAAAUGGGUGAAGGAAAACAGAAGCGCGGACUACAAGUCGCACUUGGAACCCGAUGUAAAAUGUCCAACAUGUCGACGUAAAAUACCUUCCGAUCCAAAAGGUGUUGAUGGUCUGCCUCGAAAUUUGAUUUUGGAAAACGUAAUCGAACGAUUCAAGGAAGAGAGAAAAACUCCAGGUCAAGCGCCGGAGGAACCUCUCCUGUGUCAAUUUUGCGAGGAUUACUCCCCCCAAAAAGCUACUUUGAUGUGCAACGAAUGUGCCUUUCUUUACUGUGGGACCUGUUUCGAUGCGUGCCAUCCCAGCAAGGGCCCUUUAGCAGACCACACCAUAGGGCCCGCUGUAGCUAAGCCUCAAAAACGCCAAGAAAAGAGCAUGCAGUGUCAGCAACACAAAGAAGAGAAACUGGCGCUGUACUGCUUUGUUUGCAAGGAGCCGGUGUGCUAUUUGUGCAAAGAGUACGGCACCCACAAGGGACACAACAUGGAAUUGCUUGAGCCUGUAUUUAGAAACGCAAAGGAGGAACUAGCAAGAACAUUAGGCACGCUGACAAGGAAGAAUUACCAUGUGCAAAAGUCUCUUCAGACUUUAGAGGGGAUGUGCACUAUCGCUAAGAAGUCUGGUUGUGACGUCGAGGCCCAUGUGAAGAGGGAAUGCGACUCCUUGACUGCCAUCGUGGAAAAAAAGAAAGCGGAGCUACUUAAAAGAGUUAGUGAUGAAUAUCAAGAUAAGCUAGGAGAGCUUAACGACGCCAUGCACCUGUGUGAACACGUCCUGUUACAAGGUGACGGCUUGGCUGAGUUUACACAAGAAGCUUUGAAGGAGGAUAAUCCUGCAACAUUCCUUCAGACAGCCGACGCCCUAAAGACAAGGUUGAAUCUGAUGCUUGAGACAAUCAGAAAACUUCCACCUGCCUCCUCCAUCACGCCCACUUUUGAUCACAUGGCCGUCGACACUUCAUGGGAAAGAAAAGUGCUCAAGAAAGUCACUUGGCUUCAAAUACCAGGCAACCCUAAGUUUGUUUCCUCUCAAUGCAAAGCUACAAACCGAACAGUCCAGUUGGUGUGGAACGCGCCACCAAGCGCUGUAGACGCUUAUCAUCUGGAGGCCGAUAUCUAUUCACCUCCACAAGAUUCAAAUGAAAAGGGGCAUCAUGAAACUGUCAAGGUGUCUGUGGGGACCGCCUGCAGGUACAACCUUGAGUGUCUUUAUUACAAUGCAAGGGUCACUGCCAGGGUCCGGGCGUCGAACCGCGCUGGAGAAGGACCUUUCUGCCAGGAUGUAACAAUCUACACCGAGAAAGGGUUACAUUUCACUUUGAAUCCCGCUUCAUGUCCAAAACGCGAACUUGUUUUCUCACGUGAUUUACUCGUGGCCAAAUUGACGAGUCCAGUCAUCGCGAAUGUGAUGUCCCACGUGACGCUGGCAAACGGUUGUCACUACUGGAAAGUCAGGAUUGACCAGUUUUCUGGAACCGGUAAUAACGGGUUUGUGGCCGUGGGCGUGGCUAAGGAGCUGGACGAUGGAGGUGUUAUCGGAAAUGACACAAACUCAUACGCUCUACAAAUCUACGAGAACAGUACUCUGUGGUGUGAAAAUAGUCCCAACAGACUUCAAAUCAAACAGAAGGCCAAGGAAAUAAAAGGAAGCAACGUGGCAGUGUUACUGGACUUGGAAAAUCAAAUGAUGAAUGUAUACUGGAACGGCAAACUACAGACCGACGAUUCCCGUCCAGGGGGACCCUCUCUGAUGGGCGUGGUUGGACCUGUGAGGCCGGCCUUUACUGUAUAUGGAAGUAUUGUGCAGCUGAGCUUACAGACUGGAGUGGAAAGACCAGCUGCAUACCCUGAACCUCCCGUUAUUCACCUCGAAGAGUGUAGCGUGGAGAACACCAGAAUCAACCUUGUGUGGUCUCCCCCAGAUAACUGCAACGUGGAUUGUUACAUCGUAGAGAUCGACACCCUAGAUCGGGAGGGGGACAUCCAUCAGGAGCGUAGCUUUACCAAAGUGUACCAGGGACCGCGCACCAAGCACACACUUAGGGGAUUGGACUAUAAUGUGACAGUCCUUGCGCGUGUCAAAGCCUUGAAUACCGCUGGCGAAAGUGAACCGAGCGAUGAAGUGUCACUAUCGACUGAAAAGGGUGUUAUUUUCAAAUUGGACAAAGAAACUUUGCACGAAUCACUUCGCUUGUUUGCUGGAAAUGUGACAGUUAAACAGAACAACAUGGUUCACGGAAACACGUUUGGUACAGCGUUCCUGGCCGAUGGCUGCCACUUCUGGACGAUUAAUAUUGACAGUUUUAAAGGGGAAAAUUCUUUCCUCGCUGUUGGAGUUGCCAAAAGGAUUACCCAAGAUUCCAUUCUGGGGAACACAUCCGGAUCUUAUGCCCUACAAAUUUUCGAAGGCACAACAGCUCGAACUGAGAACGCCAAGCACAAGAUUCAAAUUAAACGAAAAGCGAAAGACCUGAAGGACAGCAGCCUUGGUGUUUUGAUGGACCUAAACAAUCAGUUUCUGAACAUAUACCUUGACGGGGAACUUCAGACAGACAUUGGUCGUCCAAAGGGUCCUAGUUUUAAGGGGUUGAGCGGAGAAUUCUGUGCGGCCCUGUGUCUGUAUGGGACCAAAGUGGAGGUGACCAUGGUAACAGGGAUAGCCACUCCUUCAGUUCCAGACUCUCCGGCAUUCAACAAGGCCAGAUGUAAAGUAAACAACACAACCGUGUUACUUGGCUGGCUGGCUCCUGAAACGAAAUGUUGUGUUGAUUAUUAUGUUCUGGAAGUGGACAUGGUGAAAAGCUCCGAGUUUGCAACACGAAGAAAGAAGGAUCGCAAGUUUAAACGACUGUACGAGGGUGCUGCGCGUGAAUAUGCGCUGUACAGCGUGCCUUACAGUGUAAAUAUCAUUGCGCGCGUGUUUGGCGCGAAUCCGACUGGUGAAGGAACUCCGAGUGAGGAACUCAUUCUUUCAACGCCAACAGGUUUGUACUUCCAACUGGAUCCAUCAUCAGCGAAUCACGACUUGGAACUGACCAAUGAAAAUUGUACUGUGAGUCUGAAAAGUCCCGUGUACACUUUCAUCCUGGGAAAUGUAAAGCUUUCCUCUGCUUGUCAUUAUUGGAGAGUUCAUGUGGAUGAAUUCAACUCUCACAACAAACUCUCCAUCAUCGGUGUGGGUGUCUCUCGAAAAGUUAUCGAGGACCCGAUCCUGGGCGAAGAUUCUGAUUCUUACGCCGUUCAAAUCAACGAACAUCCAAACGCUUCGUGUUCAAACACGAAGAACCGAGUGCAGAUCAAGAGAUCGUCAAAAGAACUUACCCACGCCAAUAUCGGCGUGCUGUUGAACUUAGAUGAUCACUUCUUGAAUUUGUAUCUAAACGGCAAACUACUAACGGAUCCAUCCAGACCAAAUGGGCCGACAUUUGUAGGUUUAUUGGGAGAGUUUUAUCCUGCGUUGAGUCUUUACGGAACAAAUGUUAAAUUGACUGUUCACACCGGCGAGUCUUACGACGAGUGACCUGGCUAAAAUGCAAAUAGCGGAGUAUCUUAAAGGCAUGUGUUUCACACAACUGUAGUUGUGUUCACGUUUAAUCAAGCAAUUUUCGGAUGGGAGUCGAGAGUUGGACGGAACUCGUGUCAAGUUCUCAACCAA